Molecule: messenger RNA, 1229 nt
Organism: Carcharodon carcharias (great white shark)
Lineage: Eukaryota; Metazoa; Chordata; Chondrichthyes; Lamniformes; Lamnidae
Exons: 11
Coding region: 1-1098 (365 amino acids)
Biological process (GO): mitotic sister chromatid segregation; regulation of attachment of spindle microtubules to kinetochore; spindle organization
Cellular component (GO): mitotic spindle; kinetochore; centriolar satellite
Source: RefSeq, a predicted model, not a curated record
AUGGAUGAUGUGAUGAUACAUGAGUCCACUCAAGCUGAGCAUGAAAUGAGAGUGAAAGCAGUGCUGAGAAGAGGUAGGAUUGACAUUCAACAGUGGAGCUCAGGACUUCAAUGCGAGUUCAGAAGUGAAGCCAGCAACAGGAGCCAGAAGUCAGGAGCCACCGAACAAGGGACUCCGAGGACUAAGCAUCCAGAGGACCAACAGCAGGAUGAGAAGGCCUUAGUCCCUACAACUGAGAGGAGAACAAGUUACGGUAGACUGGAGAAGGCACCACAAUGCUUAGCAGCGCAAGAGAAGUAUUGUCUGCCUGAAGAGAUGCAGCGGUCCAGAUUACCUAUUUACCAACCAUGGCGUGCACAUACUGCAGUGCCUCCAUUGGAAGCCCCGAUUGCCAAGAUGUUCAGAACAGGUAAAAUCUUGCAGCCUUCAUUGAGAAAUCACCCUGUGAACCUAAAGCUCCCAGAAUUUGAUAAAGAUUUGCCUCAGGCAUUUAAUUUUUCACAGAAAGUGUCUAGUGCUGUCACGUUUGAGGCAACUUCAAAGCCAAGUAAAGUGGCUUUAAACAAAAGAAAGAAAAUGCCCCCAUUAUCGAGGAUGACUCGUGCUGACAUGGAAAAAUACAUGGUUCUGAAAGUGGUUGAAGCAGAGCUUCGAGACCAAAAUCAGCUUUUGGAAGUUGCCCAGCAGCAGUUAAAGCAGGAACUGAAGAUGGCGAAGGACCAGACUAAUAAGUUAAUGGUUGAGUCUGAGAGCUUGCAAUCUGAGAAGGAAGCAAUGAGCAAGAGGCUACAGAACUGCAUAAUCAUACUGGAGAGCAACCUGAUCGAUCCUGUUUCAGCCAAUAAAAUAAUUGAAGACCGUGAGCUGAAGAAUGCAUGCCAAAGGGACACAGUGGUACAUGUGGAGAAUCUCCAGGCAGAACUAGAAACAUGGGGAAAAUAUACAGCAGACAAGAGAGAGAAGCUUCAAGAGAUGAGGCUGAAGUUGCACAACACAAAAGAGGAAAGUAAUAAAAUUGUAGAGGAGACAGACUUGAUCCUGAAGGAGCUGGAGGAAUGGAGAAUAACUUUAAAUCAAUCCAAACAACUUUUAGAUUAGGACUUUGAAUGUUCUGAACCUUGCAAUUAAAAUAAAUCAUGUUACGCUGUAUAUAAAAUGUAUAUGUUUAAAGGAGUUGCACUAAGGAAAUGGUGGAAUUGGAUGUGAAAUAAAGAUCCUGCUACUACUCA